Exophiala viscosa is the source of this 1726-nucleotide messenger RNA. RefSeq names its product nineteen complex-related protein 2-domain-containing protein. The record is from RefSeq and is a predicted model, not a curated record. The transcript is spliced from 2 exons. Gene Ontology annotation, cellular component: U2-type post-mRNA release spliceosomal complex. Gene Ontology annotation, biological process: spliceosomal complex disassembly. The coding region runs from base 168 to 1520 and encodes 450 amino acids. Lineage: Eukaryota; Fungi; Ascomycota; Eurotiomycetes; Chaetothyriales; Herpotrichiellaceae.
CGACCACAGCCUCAUCUUGUCAGACAGCUAUUUUCAUGCCCGCAUUUCAAGAAUCUGCACUUUACAAUCUGUUUUAGAGGAUUCUGUGUAAGUCCAGCUUACAACUCAAGCAAUCACCAGAGAGCGGCUCUGCCAUCGACGACUCCUGAGUCGCAACCCAUUUUACAAUGUCACUGUUCAGUGCGCCGCGGCGCAAGCCAAAGCGCAUCAUCUCCCGAGACGAACCCGACACGCAGCCAGCAGAUGUUGAAGAAGACUCCGGCCCUGUCGUACGACGGCCAACACUAAACGCACCCAAAACGAAAUCCAAACUACGAGUAUCCUUCAAUCCAGGCGAAGAGCAGGAUGCCGCGAAGACAGACCCUUCGCAGGACGAAGAAGCGUCAAUACCGGCAUCCAAGCCAUCAAGGCUAGGCCUUUCGAGCGCGGCGCAAAACGCCCUCAACCGAACUACAACACGAGACCGAGCCGAUAUCGAGGCGCAAGACCAUGACAGACCGUCGUACAGCAAAGCCUACCUCGACGAACUGCGCAACUCCACCCCCUCCACACCCCAGGAUCUCUCAUCGCGGGACAGCCCUUCUCUCGACCUCAUCGACCCAUCCUCCACCAACACAGCCCUCGACCUCGAAAGCAAAUUCGGCAAAGCCGCCAUAUCAGGACCAUCAUCCUCCAGAAUUCCCACAACAGCCGAGAUCAAGGAGAAGAAAGAACGUCGCGCGCGUCUCGCCAAAGAACAAGCCGCAAACGCCAUCACUGAUUCUGCGCCCUCGGGCGAGGAUUUCAUUUCCCUCGAGGACUACGAUUCCGAUGGCGAAUUCAAGCCCCGCCGCAUGCAAGUCGGGUCGUACACGGCGCCCACCCGCGACAAAGACACACGCCUCGUCCCCGACGACGAAGAUAUAGCCGAAGGAUUCGACGAAUUCGUCGAAGAUGCAGGCCGUGUGUCGCUAUCUCGCAAAAGCCAGCGCGAGCAGACGAAGAAGGAACGAGAGGCCAUUCGCACGAUGAUCGACCACGCCGAAGGAUCCGAUGACCAGUCCGACGAAGACCAGUCCGAUGACUCAGACUACGACCGGCACAGGGAGUACGAGUCCGCUCAAACGCAUCGGGGCAUGGACGGCCUGUCCGCACACGCCGCACAUACGAGGCAGGCCAAUCGGCCAAGGCAGCCGCGUGAGACCACGCCCAUUCCCAAGCUCAGCGUCGGUCUGGCCAGGCUAAGGGAUAUGGUCUCACAUCUGGAAUUCGAGAAGGCGAGGAUCGAGAAACGCCGUGCUGACAUUGCGCGAGAAAGACUCGAUAUCAAGGAGAGCCAGGCGCAUAUUCAGACUAGCUUGGAGGAAGCUGGUAACGAGCUGGAGCGGGUGACCAGGGAGCAUCUUGCCGCCGCUGCCAGUGCGAACGGGACAUCCGUGGAUGCCUGUGCUUCCAAUGGCCAGCCUCAGCCUACAGCGUCGAUAGCAACCGAGAGAGGCUUGGAGUCUUUCGGGUACGAGCCAGACGGAGGUGCGCAGUAAACAUCACUCUUCGUCCAUUACAAGGUAUAGCCCUGAUAGCGAUGAAUGGCACGUAUCAUUCAAACUGGACGCUGGUCUAUCUUUAAAACAUUUGAUUUUGUCUACUACAAUUCUCAGCGCUGUCUUAUCUGUGAUUCGGGAGGCUCUUGCCUCGUAUCACUCGCAUCGUCGCUCAGUCUCUCAACAUGCUCAACUUGCACUCAAUG